This is a messenger RNA of Lagenorhynchus albirostris (white-beaked dolphin), 4454 nucleotides long. It is a transcript of the gene PRSS36, whose product is annotated as serine protease 36. The record is from RefSeq and is a predicted model, not a curated record. Gene Ontology annotation, molecular function: serine-type endopeptidase activity. Gene Ontology annotation, biological process: proteolysis. NCBI's taxonomy places the organism in Eukaryota, Metazoa, Chordata, Mammalia, Artiodactyla, Delphinidae. The transcript is spliced from 22 exons. Bases 1 to 3735 code for a protein of 1244 amino acids.
AUGUCCCAGCACCUGCUUCUCCCACUUGCCAUCCUUGCCAUAAGCCCCAUCCCAGGAGCCUUCCAGGACUCAGCUCUCAGUCCUACCAAAGAAGAACCUGAAGAUCUGGACUGCGGUCGCCCUGAGCCCUCUGCCCGAAUCAUGGGGGGCUCAGACUCGCAGCCGGGCACCUGGCCGUGGCAGGUGAGCCUGCAUCAGGGCGGGGGCCACAUCUGCGGGGGCUCCCUCAUCGCCCCCUCCUGGGUCCUCUCGGCCGCUCACUGUUUCGUGACGAAUGGGACCUUGGAGCCCGCGGCCGAGUGGUCGGUAGUGCUGGGCGUGCAUUCCUAUGACGGACCCCUGGACGGCGCGCACGUCCGCUCGGUGGCCGCCAUCCUGGUACCGGACAACUACAGCGGCGUGGAAAGUGGUGCCGACGUGGCCCUGCUGCGCCUGGCCUCUCCCGCCAGGCUGGGCCCCACCGUGCGGCCCGUCUGCCUGCCCCGCGCCUCGCACCGCUUCGCUCACGGCACCGCCUGCUGGGCCACGGGCUGGGGGGACGUCCAGGAGGCCGACCCCCUGCCUCUCCCCUGGGUGCUACAAGAAGUGGAGCUAAGGGUGCUGGGAGAAGCUGCCUGUCAGUGUCUCUACAGCCGGCCUGGUCCCUUCAAUCUCACUUUCCAGCUAUUGCCAGGGAUGCUGUGUGCUGGCUACCCAGAGGGCCGCAAGGACACCUGCCAGGGAGACUCUGGGGGGCCCCUGGUCUGCAAGGAAGGUGGCCGAUGGUUCCAGGCCGGAAUCACCAGCUUUGGCUUUGGCUGUGGACGGAGGAACCGCCCCGGAGUCUUCACUGCUGUGGCUCCCUAUGAGGCAUGGAUAAGGGAACAGGUGUUGGGCUCGGAGCCUGGCCCUGCCUUUCCCACCCAGUCCCCGGAGCUCCAGUCAGGUCUCCCCGAGCCCACGGAUGAGAACUGUACCAUCGCCCUGCCAGAGUGCGGGAAGGCCCCAAGACCAGGGGCCUGGCCCUGGGAAGCCCAGGUGAUGGUCCCAGGAUCCAGACCCUGCUAUGGAGCACUGGUGUCUGAAAGCUGGGUCUUGGCACCUGCCAGCUGCUUUCCAGGCCGCAUCAGCUCAGAUCUCCCACCCCGCGACCUGGACCACUGGCGCGUGAUGCUGCCCUCGCGCCCGCGCGCGGAGCGGGUGGCACGCCUCGUGCCGCACGAGAACGCCUCGUGGGACGACGCCUCGAACCUGGCGCUGCUGCAGCUGCGCGCGCCCGUGAACCUGAGCGUGGCCCCGCGGCCAGUGUGCCUACCCCACCCAGAACACUAUUUCCUGCCCGGGAGCCGCUGCCGCCUGGCUCGCUGGGGCCACACGGAACCAGUGCCCGGAGCCGGUUCGCUGCUUGAGGCGGAGCUGUUGGCCGCCUGGUGGUGUCAUUGCCUGUAUGGCCGCCAGGGGGAGUCAGUGCCGCCGCCGGGAGAGCCGCCUCUAGCUCUCUGCCCCGCCUACCAGGAAGAGGAGGUGGCGGGCCGCUGCUGGAACUACUCUCAUUGGAGCCUUCUAUGCCGGGAAGAGGGGACCUGGUUCCUGGCUGGAAUCAGAGACUUACCCAGUGACUGCCUGCGUCCCAGAGCCUUCUAUCCGCUGCAGACCCACGGCCCAUGGAUCAGCCAUGUGACUCGGGGAGCCUACCUGGAGGACCAGUUGUCCUGGGACUGGGGCCCUGAGGGGGAGGAGACUGAGACACAAACUUGUCCCCCUCACACAGAGCAUGGCGCCUGUGGACUGCGGCCAGAGCCGGCUCUGACGGGGGGCCUGUGGCCCUGGCUGGCAGAGGUGCAUGUAGCUGGAGAGCGAGUCUGCACUGGGAUCCUCGUGGCCCCAGGCUGGGUCCUGGCAGCCACUCACUGUAUCCUCAGGCUGGGCUCUACAACAGUGCCUUAUAUUGAAGUGUACCUGGGCCGGGCUGGGGCCAGCCCCCUCCCACAGAGUCACCAGGUAUCCCGGCUGGUCAUCAGCAUCCGCCUGCCCCGGCACCUGGGACUUCGGCCCCCCCUGGCCCUCCUGGAGCUGAGCUCCCGGGUGGAGCCCUCCCCAUCAGCCUUGCCCAUCUGCCUUCACCCAGGGGGUACUCCCCUGGGGGCCAGCUGCUGGGUGCUGGGCUGGAAGGACCCCCAGGACCGAGUCCCUGUGGCUGCUGCUGUCUCCAUCUUGACACCACGACUCUGUCACUGCCUCUAUCAGGGCAUUCUGCCCCCUGGAACUCUCUGUGUCCUGUAUGCAGAGGGGCAGGAGGACAGGUGUGAGGUGACCUCAGCACCUCCGCUCCUGUGCCAGACUGAGGAAGGCUCUUGGGUCCUCGUGGGCAUGGCUGUUCGAGGCAGCAGGGACCUAUUUGCCGCCAUCGGACCCGAAGAGACCUGGAUCUCCCAGACAGUGGGGGAGGCGCAUUUCCUGCCCCCCAGUGGCUUCCCCCACUGGCUCCCAGAAGGCGGCGACCUCUGUCCCCCUGACAUGGCCAGGGCCUCAGGUUCCCCUCGAGCUGCUCUCUUCCUGCUGCUACUGACCCUCCUGAUCCAGGAGAACGGAAAUCCUGCUUCAAGCCACUGCAGGCCGAGGCCACCCAAGAUCACCCAUGCCCACCUGGAUCUUGCCUUUGAACCCCAGCCUGAGGUCCCUUCCUUUGGGUGCCUGGUGUCUUCCCAGGGCCCCUGGUCCUGGGUCAUGGCCCGGAGGGCAGGGCUGGGGCCUAGGUGGUUGGAGGCUCUGGCCACUCUGCUUUUGCUUGGAUUAUUCCGGAAUGAGAUGGGAGCCGUUGGGGCUGAAGCCUCCUGCGGCGUGGUCCACCAAGCACGUAUCACAGGUGGUAGCGAUUCAGCCCACGGCCAGUGGCCCUGGCAGGUCAGCAUCAGCUACAACGGUGCCCACGCGUGUGGCGGCUCUCUCCUGUCUGAGCAGUGGGUGCUGUCGGCUGCUCACUGCUUCCCAAGGGAGCACCGCACAGAGGACUACGAGGUAAAGCUGGGGGCCCACAAGCUGAACUACUACAGCUCUGACACCGAGGUCCGCAUGGUGGCGCAGGUCAUUUCCCACCCCAGCUACCUCCAGGAGGGCUCCAUGGGUGACAUUGCGCUCCUCCAGCUCAAACGCUCUGUCACCUUCUCUCGCUACAUCCGGCCCAUCUGCCUCCCCGCAGCCAACGCCUCCUUCCCCAAUGGUCUCCAGUGCACUGUAAUGGGAUGGGGCCACGUGGCCCCCUCAGUGAGCCUCCCGGCCCCCAAGACGCUGCAGCAACUUGAGGUGCCACUGAUCAGUCGCGAGACCUGUAACUGCCUGUACAAUAUCAACGCCAAGCCCGAGGAGCCCCACUUUAUCCAGCAGGACAUGGUGUGUGCUGGCUAUGUGAAAGGGGGCAAGGACGCCUGCCAGGGUGACUCUGGGGGCCCACUCUCCUGCCCAGUGGGGGGCCGCUGGUACCUGGCAGGCAUCGUAAGCUGGGGUGAUGCCUGUGGGGCCCCCAACAGGCCUGGUGUGUAUACUCUGACCUCCAGCUAUGCCUCCUGGAUUCACCACAAAGUGGCAGAGCUCCAGCCUCAGGUGGUGCCCCAAAUCCAGGAGUCCCAGCCUGAUGGCAACCUCUGCAGCAACCACAGGGCCUUCAACCCUGCCCCAGCCCCAGGCUUGGUGGGACCCCUCCUUCUGCUGCCACUAGGCCUGACCCUGGGCCUCCUCUGCCCACAGCACGACCACUGAGCUACUCACCCUGGGAGCUGACUUGCUUCCGGGACCUCCACAUCACACCCGAGGGCACACGCCUGCUCCCAGGAUGCCUGACUUUGAGCCACUCCUUCCUCCCAGGACCCUGUGGGAGUUCAAAGCACCAUCCUGACCUUUGAGCCCACUCUUCUGGGUUGCUCUUUGGGACUGUAACCUCCAUCACAGGAGUUUACUGCCUAGGAGUCUACUGGCUAGAAACUCUGGUCACCUCCAUCUGCUGUCCACAAGCCUAUCGAUUGGGCUCCUGUGGAGCCCCCAAGGACCCUCGGCUAUGAAAGUGGGCCCCGGCUCCCCACCUGUUUCUAGAAGACGCCCAGAUGCCUGCUGCUGAAAGGCUGGCUGUAGCACCUCACCUGCUCUGCCUGAUGAGCCCCAUCAUUUCACCCUCUCACUGUUUUCUGGGUUGGGGCUGCCUCUGAGCAGCAUGCUUUCAAGGACAGAAAAGGCCCCACGCUUGCCUCACUGGCUGCCAUGCCCCCCUGAGCCCCGACUCCUGGACUCCGGAGGACUGAGCCCCCACCGGAACUGGGCCCCGACUUGCACCUGGUGUGCGGGGUUAGACGGAGCGAGAUGGAGUAAAACGUUCUGAGCACAACUGGCCAUGUGUGUGUGACGUGAAAUGACGCCCAUCCGCUCUGGGCCUCUCCCUCCCACCUCCAAAGUCCAGAGCCACUCGCAGAACUUACUUUAUUAAA